GAAUCUAAUAAUAGUAGUCUUGAAGAGUUAUCUUCAAUUAAUUAUAGUCGUGGGCAUAGCCAUGGCCAUAGUCGUCCAAGGUUAAAUAAUACUAUUCCAGGUCGUACUGUUAAGCAACGAAGUAAAGACAAAUGUGGUUUAGGUCAAAAAAGUAUAUAUAUGCUUUCUAAUUCAUCUGAUUACUACCUUAAAAAGACAGAUAUUUUGCCGACAGUGUUGAAUAGUAAGGCUAAACUUGCUCAAAAUACAUUUUUAGAAUUGAUAAAAAAUGAAGAAAAUAAUAUUAAUGAAUUAGUAAUUGAUCUUACUAAUCUGACAAUUGCACAAAAAAUAGAUACUUAUAGAGAAGUAAAUAAUACACAAAUAUCUACAGAAAACAAACUUGACAAUCGUCAAAUUGUUAAAAUUGCGCUAGCAGAACAAUUAGAAUAUGAGCAAGGUGAUCCAGAUAAUUCUAACAAAGAGCCUUCAAAUAUUUUGGCCUUAGAAGGACUAAGUGGACUAAAAAACUUUAUCUUGUUUGCUGAACAACAGAUAAGUAAUGAUUUUGAUAAAAAAGAUUUGAAAGUGUUUCGAAAAUACUUAUCAUUAAUGAGACAAAAAACUGUUGAAUUAUUCAAGCAAAAACUUAUUACAGAUUUUUUUGGUGGGGUGAGAAUUCAAAAUAAUAAAUAUUCUCCUAAUAAAGAUUAUUUUCUUGGUGAAGAAAAUUUUUUUGAUGACAAAGGUCUUUAUAAUGAUGAUCUUUAUGAUGAAAAUUCUAAUAAUGAGGGUCUUUAUAACAAAGAUUCUAAUCUUUAUAAAGAAGACCUUUAUAAUAAAGAUGAAGAUCUUUAUGCCAUUAAUAACCUUUAUGAUGAUAAUAAUCUUUAUAGCAAAGAUUUUAUAAAUGAUAAAAUGGAUUAA
This is a messenger RNA of Dentiscutata erythropus, 906 nucleotides long. NCBI's taxonomy places the organism in Eukaryota, Fungi, Glomeromycota, Glomeromycetes, Diversisporales, Gigasporaceae. The record is from the annotation of a GenBank genome assembly.